Molecule: messenger RNA, 365 nt
Organism: Strongylus vulgaris
Lineage: Eukaryota; Metazoa; Nematoda; Chromadorea; Rhabditida; Strongylidae
Source: the annotation of a GenBank genome assembly
AUGAAAUCCAACGCAUACAAGCGCCCGGCCUUCUACGCCUCAAUCGCUUGGGCCCUUGCUCUACUCUUUUCCACCCCUCAAUUUGCUCUUUUCACCAAAAGCGACGGCGAUUGUGUUGGGGCCUAUACUAGCCCUUACCAGUAUGCCAUCUAUGUUGUGGUUUUCAACUCGGUAGUUUGGCUUCUGCCCAGUGCUUUAGCUGGAUAUCUAUAUUAUCGCGUAUGCAAAGCCGUUUGGCAGAGCACAUCGUUUGGAAGCAAUUUUCAAACAAAUGGGAAAACAGGGCAAAUGGCGUUUUCUUCAGCUGGUAUGCAAGUGCACCACAAAGGUAGCUCAUUGCUAUUUUUAGAAUUUCAGUUUUAAUU